Molecule: messenger RNA, 1041 nt
Organism: Parastagonospora nodorum SN15
Lineage: Eukaryota; Fungi; Ascomycota; Dothideomycetes; Pleosporales; Phaeosphaeriaceae
Exons: 3
Coding region: 1-1041 (346 amino acids)
Source: RefSeq, a predicted model, not a curated record
AUGGACGACAACUCAAUCGCGAUCGAACAUGAGUUCAGAAAGGUAGAGAUCGAUCUAGGACUCCACAUCAGCGAUCGUGCCGGCCGAAUUCGCUCAGUCAGAGACCUUAUAGUAGGCGUAUUUUGGAUUGUCCAGAUGCAAGAAGAGGCAGAAUAUGGAGACGAGAGGAUUCGUUCCGGCUUCACUACAGACGAAAAUCUCCUCAUGUUCGCAUUCGGAAAGUAUUCCGAAUUCAAGGUGCAAGGCUACAAUAUUGUUGCUCGGUCCUUCCCGAAAGAUUAUGAUGUACUCAAUAAUAACGAACCCGGGGAAUCGCUCAGUCAAACUUAUGGAUACUGGUAUGAGAAUGGCUCAAGGAACGACGACGAUAUUGUAAUCGGUGCAAGUGGUCAUUUCUUGCACUACCUAAGUGUGCUACCAGACCGAUUCUUCCAGCCUUUGAAACCCUUUGAAGGUCUUCAGGCUUUGCAAGGUCCCAAAGGCCUCGAUAUCAAAAGAUAUAGGACCGUCUUCCAGGAGAUUCGUGAGGGCGUCAAAGUACAAACAAGUAAUUUCUGGAUCGUUGGAACAAAGAAAGGCGACGCGAGCAUGUUCUCUUGGGACAUCUCUACAUCCCUAGCCCACGUCAUUGCUUUAAAGAAACGCGAUGCAGAUGACCAGCUUAUACUAAGCUAUGAUCUGUCCCGAGAAGAUUGGAGGAUAGCCUGUUUUCGUACAUUCUAUGUGGUCGGUGAGAGAAUGUUGGGGCCAUUCAGUUGCAACCCAGCGAACAUGCUUGGAUCAACGUCUCGAUUGGCUAAAACUUUCUGGAAAGAAGCUUGGGACAUGGCCAAGAAAGGGAAGAGAGUUGAUGAUGGUCCGGCCAUCGUACCGCUUGAGGUUGAUUGUGCACAGGACAUGGAGAAAAUAUACGACCCCGAAGCAGAAAACCGCGGCACAGAUGAACUCUUAGUAGAAGUUUGUCGUCUGUUCUGGCGGGCUGCGGAUGUAUCCAUGAGAUUCGAUCAAUCAAAUGAGGAUCCUGGAUUAGCCACAGAUUAA